This is a messenger RNA of Penicillium salamii, 4824 nucleotides long. NCBI's taxonomy places the organism in Eukaryota, Fungi, Ascomycota, Eurotiomycetes, Eurotiales, Aspergillaceae. The record is from the annotation of a GenBank genome assembly.
AUGUUCUCAAAGUGCAUAGGCGCCGCGUUGCACCCAGUUCAGCCCCAAUCCCUUCACCUGACCCCAAACCCCAUCCUUCUCACCGUCUCUUACCUUCCUACCUCACCUCAAAUCUCAUACUUCUACCAGCUGGCUUAUUUUACUAUGAACAUACUACUUCAUUUAUUAGUGUUUUUGAUCGACGCACUGAUUGCACUUCUAUCACUUUGCUCCCACCACCUCAGAUCUAGGUUUUCCGAGAAAGCUGCUGAAGAAGAGGACCUAGACGAAGAUCCCUGGCUUGUCCAGGUUCAUCCCCUCAACGAUGAGACCGAAACGGACAUAGAUAUUAUCGCAAUCCAUGGCUUAGAUACAAAGUCACCCGAUACAUGGGAAUACAAAAUCAAUGGCAAACCACCCUCAAACUGGCUGAAAGAUAAAGCGAUGCUUCCGAGCAUGAUCGGAAAUGCUCGAAUAUUUACAUGCGACUGGCUAACGAAGAAGUUCGAAUCACCCGACACUGCCAAACUGCGGAUCGAAGAAAUUGCCCAAUCCCUUGUCGUUGCUAUCAAUGCACGCCCACAGGGUGACAACCGAAAUCGACCCAUUCUUUUUGUCGCAUCUUGUUUCGGAGGAAUCAUCCUGAUGAGAGCUUUAUCCUACGCAGUUCAUCAGGAUCCCAUCCUUUCAUGUACACGUGGGGUUAUAUUUCUUGCUACUCCAUUCGAUGGAACUGCUUUUGGAAAGAUAGCGUACUGGGCAAGGCCUGCGCUAUCGUUUCAAGCCUGGCUGAAAGGAUUCAAACUCAGUCCAAGAUUUGAUUAUGUCGAGGAAGGGAGAUGGAAGCUCCAUGACCUUACCGAACAAUUCCAUCAUCGUUGCCUUGAGUACAACUAUUCUACCUUCGCCUUCUACGAGACAGAAGGCACUAAUCUUCUGGCCAAAAACCUUCCCAAGGCACUAAACUGGAUAUCGAAAAAGGAAUUGCUUGUCGAGAGGAGAUCCGCAGCACCCCCGAUGUUCAAAGAGCACCCGGGCCCUCUUCAUCGCCCACAUGCAAAGAUGAACAAGUUUCAUGGACCUGGAGACAAAGACUUCAAAUCUGUUGCCGAAAAGAUCCAGCAAUAUCUCAGGGAAAUACGCGAAGGAACAUCCCUUGAGAGACUGGACAAGGAAUUAUACCGAUAUUACAACACCGACAAGAGACUCCAGGUUGAACGACUAUCAGAGGAUAAGGUGUCGAUGGACGUAUGCUACAUCAAUCUUACCAUCGUGGAACAAAGCACGUUAGGGAGCGGAUUCUCGAACAAAGCUCAGGAUAAAACAUCAUCUUCCCCAUUCUCACUCGCCAACCGAUUAGGGGUAGAAACCCCAGACGAUGAAGUUCAAAUCGACAUUCCAAAAAUCUUUUCUAGGUUAGGCAAAUCAGAAGCGCCAAAAAGGGUGCUGAUUCGCGGCCGUGCUGGUAUUGGAAAAACGACAUUGUGCAAAAAGAUUGUUCACGACUUCCUCCUAGGUCGUAUUUGGGAAGAUCUCUUUGAUCGUAUUUUUUGGUUGCCGCUGCGCGAUCUCAAACUUCCCAACAACAAGGUCAAAAAUAUGGGAGAGCUUUUUGACAAGUACAUCUCAGGCCCGGGAAAAGAAGACCUUGCACAUGGGGCAUGGACUGCGUUGGAUCAAUCGAAUUAUGAUAGAACCAUCUUCGUUCUAGACGGUCUGGAUGAAGUCUCACAAGGAUUGCCUGGUGAUUACGACAUACUGAGAGAGCUUAUGAGGUUGCCCAACUUGAUCGUGACCUCUCGCCCAUAUGUAUCACUUCCAGCUUGGUUGGGAGAGAAAGACAUUUUUGACCUUGAGUUGGAAACCAUCGGAUUCUACCCUGAUCAAGUCAAAUCCUACGUCCAAACCUAUUUCAUCAACGAGGAAUGCAAGCCCCCGGAACCAGAAAAGGCCGAGGUGAUUCUAUCAUUCCUUCACAGACAUCCACUGAUGCAGAGUCUCAUGCGGAUCCCGGUUCAACUCGACGCCCUAUGUUGGACCUGGGCCUGGGAUAACGCCUCCGCUGGUGACGAUGACUCUCAACCCCAGACAAUGACCGCUAUCUACAAGGCCAUCGAGGAACGUCUAUGGAGGAAGGACGCUGAAAAACUUGGAAGAAAACUGGGACACCAUCAGCUCUCAACUGAAGUCAACGACCUUGUUAAACCCGAAGCUCAUAUCCUAGAGCUCCUUGCUUUCGCUGGAAUUUAUAGCGAUGUGAUCGAUUUUCGGCCUGAAGAUCGCAAUUUGAUCUACAUACACUCUGAACGGUCCCCUGAGGACUUCCACGGCAGGCUUGAUCGGCUAUCUUUCCUCAGAUGCUCUAGCCCAUCUUCCGAUUCGAAAGAAGACAGAAACUACCACUUCCUUCAUUUGACAUUCCAAGAGUAUUUUGCCGCGCAGUAUUUUGUCCGCCAGUGGAAAGCCAACGAGGAUCUGGAUUGUUUGAAAUUAAAUGCCGGCCAUAGAUCUGCUCGUCACAGAAACCACAUCUCACCGACCAAGUUCCUCGGACAAAACAAAUACAACACUCGCUAUAACAUAGUGUGGCGCUUUGUUGCCGGUAUCUUAGACUUGGAUGGGGAACUGGAAGAACUAGAGAGAUUCUUCAGAACCCUCGAUCAAAAACCACUCGAUCUGUUGGGUGUAGUCCAUCAGCGACUCCUCAUGCAUUGCUUGAACGAGACAGGGUCCGACUUUUCACUUCGAAGCAAGAUUGAAGACCACUUAUCCAAGUGGCUAGUGUUUCAAUGCAGAUCGAUGCAACCCGUGAGAAAGAUAUACCCUCCCAGAAUGUACAGGUAUCAAACCCUAGCGAGUGAGGCUGAGUUUCCCGGCAAAGCUUUUGCUGGAUUGUUAGAUGAAUGUGAUGGAGUCAAGAUGGUCGGCUUUGAUUCAAUCAGACGUGUUGUCCGCAUACCACUUCGAGUCACAGAGAAUUUGAUUUCGAUGCUGGAUACAGCAUCUGAUGCUGAGGCGCAGUCCGCAAUCAGUCUGCUAAACCGAUCGAGCGAUUCACUACCUGAGAAGGUCUUACUCUCCAUCGCGUCUCGCCUUUGGAGGAAGACUAACUCAACUGCCGCCAUCACCCAAUGCAGCUCCGAUUUAUCCCAGAGGGAUGAUCGCAAGCCAGCCUCUUUUGCUCGGGCCAACAUUUGCGAGGUUGUCGCUUCGAUCCUACAGAGCUACAAGCUGCCAGAGGAUCUUUGGUGCGAAAUCGCAAUGAAGUUGAAGAGUAUGAAUUCGACCGCUCGAGAUCAUGCUUCCCAAAUCCUGGCCAGCCAGCAAAUACCAAGGGAUCAGAUAUUAUUUGAUUUCAUCGACCAGUUAGAAGGCAUCGACCAGCCAGAAAGCCAAUCCCGGAAGUCAAGAGCGGUUGCUAAGCAAUUUUUGCGUCACCAAUCGACCUUUCCUUCAAAGGUGCUCUCGUUGAUACAGGAAAAGAUUGGGUCCGAGAGUACCGACACCAGAGUCAGAAAUGCGUCAAUUUACGCUCUAGGUGGACAUUCGAAACUACCGGAGUCGCUCAUUCGCUUAUUGGCGACGAAGCUGUACCAGGACCAAGAAGCUAUACGAGAGACUCUCCAGGUGCUAUCACGGCUUUCAAAUCUUCCCGAUAAUCUAUCAACCGAGGUCAUUCUGAGCAAAGACUUGGAGGAGGAAAAUGACCAUUGGCUCAGAUACAACAAACUCUCUAGCGAGUGGUGCCGCAAGACGAGAUUGUCAGAAAAAGCCCUCGAGGUGUUAGCGGGCCAUUUGAAAUCUCCUGCAUCUUCUGUCAGAUUCUCGGUCAUUCACAUACUGGAUGGACAAUCAAACUUACCAGAGGAAAUUCUCCAAGAGAUAGGAAAGUGCCUCCAGGACGAAGAUCAUCGGGCUAGGGUAGCUGCCACCAAUGCCCUGAGUCACCGGCCAUGUUCAUCCGAGCCCACCAUCGGAGGAAUAACAUCCCUACUUGAUGAAAGGCUCAGUGGAUUCAGCCUCGCAAAGUUAUCUGCCUUGCGCGUUCUAAAGCAUCAAUCCAACUUGCCGAAAACCGCCCUCAACAAAAUUGCGAAUUGUAUUGACCAUCCGGACCCUGCAAUCAAAAUAGCAGCUAUUGACGCCUUGAGCGGCCGUUCAGGGUCCCCAGAUAUAUUAAACAAAAUUAUGACCCAGAUCGAAGACCAAAGCGCAGGAGCUGUACGAGCAGUCACAUCAGGAGUCAUUGAAGCCGCGAUAAAAGCAUUCAAUAUUAGUUACGCCUCGAUUCCCAACAGUUGGCUCACGGUGAUUGAGUCUGAGAUCAACGAAGAGGACAAAACUACUCGAAAUGAUGCCGUGCAGGCCCUCAUCCGGCUGCGAGAUAUAUCCGAGGAACACCUCAAUUUGCUCGCCGCUCGAAUCAACGACGAAGAUAUAAAAACCAGGCUGGCAGCCGUAGGUUUCCUCGAGGGAAAGCAUACUUUGGCCGAAAGUACCCUGCAAAUCAUGGUAACGCAGAUCUGUGAUUCGAAGAACUUGAAUCUUGCAGACCCCAUGAACAGUCCCUUCUUUUGUCGUUCUUUAAUAACCAUGUUCAUGCAACGGGAUACGCUGCAUUCGGAGGUUCUCCUCCGUCGUGGCCAGGUGCAUCGAUUUCUGCUCCCUCUGCUUCAGCGGACUUUUUCAGAACACUUUUCUUGGUACUUCCAGGAUGGCGAGUCUUAUCUUAUAAGAGACAAUGAGACCAGAAGGCAAAGUCUAUGUAAUGAAGAUGACUUAGAGGCAGGCAUGGAUCUAGCUCGGCAAGAAACCGGGUUCCCAUCGGUAGUGGUUUCUUAUUAA